CAAAAUGGAAACCCCGGCCAUUGCUCGCACUACAACUCGGACAGCACUCCUCUCGUCGCUCUCCCCUCCGCGAUUUACGCCAAUGGAGCACACUGCGGCAAGAAAGUCAUCAUUCAUCGUGGAUCGAAGAGCGUCGAGGCCGUCGUGGCUGAUAGCUGUCCCACGUGUGUCUCAAGCCAUUCACUCGACCUCUCCGUUGCUGCGUUCAAGGCGCUGGGCACGGAGCAGGAGGGCAUGUUCGACAUUACGUGGAGCUGGGCUUGA
Tilletiopsis washingtonensis is the source of this 264-nucleotide messenger RNA. RefSeq lists its product as hypothetical. The transcript has a single exon. The record is from RefSeq and is a predicted model, not a curated record. The annotation marks the transcript as partial. NCBI's taxonomy places the organism in Eukaryota, Fungi, Basidiomycota, Exobasidiomycetes, Entylomatales.